Messenger RNA from Megalops cyprinoides (Indo-Pacific tarpon), 2025 nucleotides. RefSeq names its product chaperonin containing TCP1, subunit 7 (eta) (gene cct7). The record is from RefSeq and is a predicted model, not a curated record. The coding region runs from base 64 to 1698 and encodes 544 amino acids. Gene Ontology annotation, cellular component: chaperonin-containing T-complex. Gene Ontology annotation, biological process: protein folding. Lineage: Eukaryota; Metazoa; Chordata; Actinopteri; Elopiformes; Megalopidae. The transcript has 12 exons. Gene Ontology annotation, molecular function: ATP-dependent protein folding chaperone; ATP hydrolysis activity; ATP binding.
GGCCGAUGUGCAUUGUGGGAUUUCAGCCGGUGCCGCUAACGGUGUAACGUGAACGUCUUCAAGAUGAUGCCCACACCAGUGAUCCUGCUGAAGGAGGGGACAGACACGUCCCAGGGUGUCCCCCAGCUUGUCAGCAACAUCAACGCGUGCCAGGUGAUCGCCGAGGCCGUGCGCACCACCCUGGGCCCCCGCGGCAUGGACAAGCUCAUGGUGGACAGCAGAGGUAAAGCCACCAUCUCCAACGACGGCGCCACGAUCCUGAAGCUUCUGGACGUGGUCCACCCCGCCGCCAAAACCCUGGUGGACAUCGCCAAGUCCCAGGAUGCUGAGGUGGGCGACGGAACGACCUCAGUGACCCUGCUGGCAGCGGAGUUCCUGAAACAGGUGAAGCCGUACGUGGAGGAGGGGCUGCACCCCCAGACCAUCAUCCGCGCUUUCCGCUGCGCCACCCAGCUGGCUGUGAAGAAGAUCAAAGAAAUUGCUGUUACCGUGAAGAAGGACGAUAAGCAGGAGCAGAGGAGUCUGUUGGAGAAGUGUGCCGCCACAGCCCUGAACUCAAAGCUGAUCGCCGGGCAGAAGCAGUUCUUCUCCAGAAUGGUGGUGGAUGCUGUCAUGAUGCUGGACGAGCUGCUGCCGCUCAAAAUGAUCGGGGUGAAGAAGGUGCAGGGCGGAGCGCUGGAGGACUCUCAGCUGGUGGCGGGCGUGGCCUUCAAGAAGACCUUCUCCUACGCCGGCUUCGAGAUGCAGCCCAAGAAGUACGAGAACCCCAAGAUCGCCCUCCUCAACAUCGAGCUGGAGCUGAAGGCAGAGAAGGAUAACGCCGAAGUCCGGGUCAACUCCGUGGAGGACUACCAGGCCAUCGUGGAUGCCGAGUGGAACAUUCUGUAUGACAAGCUGGAGAAGAUCUACAAGUCCGGGGCCAAGGUGGUGCUGUCCAAGCUGCCCAUCGGAGACGUGGCCACGCAGUACUUCGCUGACCGCGACCUGUUCUGCGCCGGGAGGGUGCAGGAGGAAGACCUGAAGAGGACCAUGAUGGCCUGUGGCGGUUCCAUCCAGACUAGCGUGGGCUCCUUGACUGACGACGUCCUUGGACAGUGCGCAGUUUUCGAGGAGGUCCAGGUCGGGGGAGAGAGGUAUAACUUCUUCAAAGGCUGCCCGAAGGCCAAGACGUGCACCAUGAUCCUGCGUGGGGGGGCGGAGCAGUUCAUGGAGGAGACGGAGCGCUCGCUGCACGACGCCAUCAUGAUCGUCCGCCGCGCCAUCAAGAACGACUCGAUCGUGGCCGGAGGCGGGGCCAUUGAGAUGGAGCUGUCGAAGUACCUGCGGGAUUACUCCCGGACCAUCCCGGGGAAGCAGCAGCUGCUGAUCGGGGCCUACGCCAAGGCCCUGGAGAUCAUCCCACGCCAGCUCUGUGACAACGCCGGCUUCGAUGCCACCAACAUCCUCAACAAGCUGAGAGCCAAGCACGCACAGGGUGGUAUGUGGUAUGGCGUGGACGUGAACAAUGAGGACAUCGCCGACAACUUCCAGGCGUGUGUGUGGGAGCCGUCGGUGGUGCGCAUCAACGCCCUGACCGCCGCCUCCGAGGCCGCCUGCCUCAUCCUGUCCGUGGACGAGACCAUCAAGAACCCCCGUGCGUCCGUCGACGCUCCUCCGGCGGGGAGGGGCAGGGGGCGGGGCCGCCCGCACGCCCACUAAACGCCGCCUGCGACCCCUGAUCUCUGACCCCUAACGUGGGGCGGACCUGCUGCGGACAGAGGACUGUAGGAUGGCAGCGUGUGCUGUCUGCACUCCUAACAGGCACUUGUUACUGUUCCACCCUUACCUGCCACAUGGCACAUAUACAUGUUAUGUUUCCCCCCCCCCACGCCACAGUGUCCCGUUCAAGGCCCUGUAACUCAGCAGCAUCCAUGAAUAGAAAGCCCCCCCCGUGCGCUCUGUUCCGGCCUGGGGAGGGACACUCCAGCUGUUUGUCAUUCUCUGUAGGGAGCUAUUUAUUGGACCAGUAAACACACUUCUGCUGAA